Molecule: messenger RNA, 1155 nt
Organism: Cladophialophora psammophila CBS 110553
Lineage: Eukaryota; Fungi; Ascomycota; Eurotiomycetes; Chaetothyriales; Herpotrichiellaceae
Exons: 2
Coding region: 1-1155 (384 amino acids)
Biological process (GO): transmembrane transport
Molecular function (GO): transmembrane transporter activity
Source: RefSeq, a predicted model, not a curated record
AUGAAGCCUGGCUCACCGACAGCACCCCCUAAGACCUUCGAGCGUGUUGGUUUGUUGACCGGACUCAAUCAAGCCUUCCAGUGUGUUGGUUCCAUCCUGAUUGCCCCUCUCAUCAAGCGUUGGCCUACCAAGCUCGUCCUAUCUUGCGCUAUAUUGGUGUUCAGCGUCAUGACUGCCAUUCUUCUCAUCGUGGAUGCUGGGACCGGUGGGUGCUUCAGGCCUGAUAAUUGGGCGGAUAACCACGACGAUGACGACUUUGGGUACUACGGCAGCUACAAUGCCAACGGUAUCAUCCCCAUCUACUGCGUCAGUGGCAUCGCCUAUGGAAUGGUUGAGUUGAUCCGUCGUGUCGUCCCCCGAGACAUUGUUGGAAGCAAUGUCCAGAAGCUUCGACGGAUGGACGCGCUCGUUCACAUCUUCUACGAAAUCUCCGGGACCGCCGGCGCCUUCUUUACAGCCUUGGUUUUGAUCCCUUCCUUUGGCAACAACUACUCUUUCCUCAUCACGCCUAUCUUCUUCGCUGUCGCUUCCAUUUAUCUCCCUUAUUGGUAUCCCAAGAGGGGUGAUGUGAACGAAGCCUGGCGUGUUGCUGGUACCUUCGUUCCCAUCUCUUUCGGUUGGGCUGCCGGUGAUGUUUCUCUUGCUGCUUACAUCCAGGCCUCGCUUGCCCGCUUGGAGGCCGAAAACAAGGAAGUUUCAGCGUUGGGCGCUGUCAUGGCCUUUCUUUAUUCCACCUACAUCGUCAUUUACGCCAUCUGCUCUCCUCUUCUAGGUCGCUACAUCGACCGUGUCUACGCGGAGACAGGUGGUUCCGAUGGCGGGAACAUCCACCGAGCUAUCAGGAAUGUGGGCGGCGUGCAAUUCACCGUGCUCAUGGCCGUUGUGCUCGCCUCGACAUUCAUACCCAAGGGAGCCUUGUCUUUCAAUCCCAAGAUACUCAAUGAUGAGGUUCUCGAUCAUGACAUUGAUUGUGAUGCUGACGAUGGAUUUGUGGACGGGAAGGAGCGCAGGGCCAGCAUUGUGGACAAAAAGAUGAAGGAGCAGGUAGAGGAAAGACGUCAGAGUGUCACAAGAGUGUCUGCUGAUAUCAAUAACACCUUCUCGCCGAAUAUGAAGAACAUGAGGGAGGAAGAUGGAGGAUUGAUGAAGUCCUAG